AAAACUUCUCGGUUACAUAAGAAAAAAAGUUCUCGAAAGACAAAAGAAAAAAAGAGAAAAAAGUUCUCUCCUCCUCUCCGCCGAUUUCGUUGUCCGUCGACCCUUUGUAUCUCCGCCGAGCUAAAGUAACCACCGUCGCCGCCGUGGCUAGUGCUAUUCCGACGGAAAUCAUGAUUGAGUUUCGUGCUGGUAAGAUGACUUUGCAGGGAACAAGAGUUGUCCCUGACACACGGAAAGGACUUGUCCGCAUUGCUAGGGGUGAAGAGGGACUGGUUCAUUUCCAGUGGCUUGAUCGAAGCCAGAAUGCGGUAGAAGAUGAUCAAAUUGUUUUCCCUGAUGAAGCUCUAUUCGAAAAGGUUAAUCAAUCAUCAGACAGGGUGUACAUUCUGAAGUUCAACACUGAUGACCGCAAGUUCUUCUUUUGGAUGCAGGAGCCGAAAGCUGAAGGUGAUGCAGAGCUGUGCUCUUCGGUCAAUCAAUACCUCAAUCAACCACUAGAGUUUCUCGAUGAAGAAGGACAUGCAGAUGCUGUCCUGGCCGAAGAUGAUGUUUCAUCUAGAGCUGGAAACUUGGUUGUACCAAAUGUGUCUACAGAGGUUAGUGACGUGUCAUCUUCGUCUCAACCAGUUAAGCUGGCAGACCUGCAAAGAAUUCUGAACAACCUCUCUUCUGGCCCUGCAGGUAUUGCGGGAAAUGAAGACGAAGGCCUAGUAUUAGGGGAUAUCUUGAAGCCGGAGUUGAUUAUGCCAUUGCUUGAGAUGUUACCGGUACAAGAAAGAUUGUCUUCGCAUUUACCUGAGGGUCACUGUAGGGCAGAAGAUAUACUGGAGUUGAUGCAGAGCCCUCCUUUUCGUCAACAAGUAGAUGCAUUUACCUAUGUUCUUCGCACAGGACAAAUAGAUUUGACUCAGUUCGGUAUUGACCCAAGUAAAUAUAAGUUCACAGUUGACUCAUUCCUAGAGGCACUUGAGGACUCGGUUUCAAAGGAUGCAAUGGAUGAGAGUUAAUCUUUUCAUAUUCUAAUGAUUUUGUUCCAACUUGGGUACAUCUCAACUAAGAAAAUCAUUUUCGUUUGAUGAAUUUGGAUUCAUGAAGUUUUGUUGAAGUCUGUGUUGGCAAUUUAUUUUGCCACAAGGAGGGCUCAGGCAUUAAAUUCAGUUUACUAAGUAAGGAUUUAGUAUUUGCAUUGCAUAUGAGAGAAAACUAUUAUGAUUU
This is a messenger RNA of Eutrema salsugineum, 1215 nucleotides long. Its product is annotated as 26S proteasome regulatory subunit RPN13. The record is from RefSeq and is a predicted model, not a curated record. The coding region runs from base 171 to 1007 and encodes 278 amino acids. The transcript is spliced from 14 exons. Gene Ontology annotation, biological process: ubiquitin-dependent protein catabolic process. Gene Ontology annotation, molecular function: proteasome binding; endopeptidase activator activity; ubiquitin binding. Gene Ontology annotation, cellular component: cytoplasm; nucleus; proteasome regulatory particle, lid subcomplex. Lineage: Eukaryota; Viridiplantae; Streptophyta; Magnoliopsida; Brassicales; Brassicaceae.